UCCAAUACUUCCUGCUGAAAAGAGGAAAAGCUACCUAUUUGGGCUGAUAAGUUUAAAGUUGUACCCCUCGCAUAUAUCUGCCCCUUCGAAGACAAAGACCUGACAACCCAGCGAGAUGUCCCUACAUAUUCCACAAAGAGAGGUACGACCAAUCACAGCUGUUGCCUGGACUUCCAAUACCAGCACUUGUCCCAAAGAUUUCACAUUGAUAAGCUUAACAGAAGAUGGAGCCGCCGCCAAUUUUACUCGUAGCUUUGCAAUGAAGUCUGGCUACUAUCUUUGUUACACCAAGGAUUUAACUGGUGGUAUGGUAGUGUCAGAUGUUCAAAUUAUUUCAGAUAAAGACUCAAUUCCCCAUGGGUACUGUUACAUCACAGAGCACCUUGAAGCAAAGGCCACUGUGUCUAAGAAGAAGCGGGUUUGUGUGCGUCUUGUCCCCGUAGGCAGUGUAGACACAGCUGUCUUGGAUAUUAAACUAACAGCAAAAAGCAAAAUGAUGUUACAGCACUACACAUAUGUAGGGGAUAUCCAUGGUUAUGUUUUGUGGUGUAAAAAAGGGCCUUUUUCGUGCCCAGUGCCCCAAGCCAAACCCAGAAGAGUCAGCUUAGACAUUCAAAAACUCUCCCUGGACCAACCGACUCCUCUUUUGCCUCUCAAACCCAGUAACCUCCCUCCACUGCCACCUGGAAGACUGAGUCACAGGCGACACCACCUCAAUGUGAAAGAUGAGAUCGAUAAGCCAGCGGAUGGCAGCCUUCAUGGAAUCACAGCACUGGAUGGAGUCCCCUUCAGUCUACAUCCAAAGUUUGAUGUUCCAGCCAAUGGCAACGGUCCCCAUCUGACCUCUCAGUUAAACAGCAUUCGUAUCAAGUCCAUUCAAGACAUUGAGAAUGAGUAUAACUACACAUUUACAAUUGAAGAAAAUGCCACAAAGAAAACCAAGGCCUCAUAGAAAUAUUUACUUGUUCAUCCAGGCACUUGUGAAAUCCUUCCUGGUUCCAGAUUUAAAAGCUUUUUAUAUGGAUAUCAGGAAUUUUGAUAAUCGGUAUACUUCUAAAGCCAAGUAAAAAUGGGCCUUUUGAGGUUGCAUUAUGUAUUUUUAAAUUUAUUAUACUGUGUGUGCCCAGAUGAAUAUGGACCAAAUGCGACGUACGUGAAAUGUACAAUUGGUAUAUUUAUACUGAAUAGAGAAACGCCUUUUGGUUGAUAUCUGUAUCUGUAUUGAUUUAAGCCAUGUGUGCUUUUGUAAGUUUAUUUCCUAUAAAUUACAAUAACUUAAAUGUUACACUACUCCCAUCAAAACGGUUUACUAACUGAUGAUGCUUUUUUUAAAUUACCGCUAAAUAUCUACAUUUGCAAUACUCUUUUAUUGUUAUUAAGUGGUGAUUUAUUUGAAAUGUAUACCUGCUGCUUUUUAAAGGUCAAGGAUUUUUUACUUUCUCUACAUAUAAUACAAAAAUUUGAAAAUAAUGUAAUUAUUUAUUUACUUAAUUUAGCUGGCAUAGUGAUGUCUAUUAAUGCAGUUUCAAUUAUUAAUCAUCACCAUAAUUAACCAAAUAAAACGAGUUUAAUAAAAUAUAUCAGUAGUAAACUAGGUCUGCUUAAAUAGGGCCUAUUUAAAAAAAAAAAAAAAAAAAAAAAAAUCUGUCUUAAUUUAUUCACGUUUCUGUAAAUGAUAUGGGGAAGACUUUAAUCUCAUCUUAAUGUUAUCCAUGUGUUUGUUAUAUAUUUUUAUGUAAGAUUUUGAUGCAUGAUGAGAAAAUAAAGGUAUCUGUUCUUAUUA
Periophthalmus magnuspinnatus is the source of this 1783-nucleotide messenger RNA. It is a transcript of the gene mvb12a, whose product is annotated as multivesicular body subunit 12A. The coding region runs from base 116 to 952 and encodes 278 amino acids. The transcript has 10 exons. Lineage: Eukaryota; Metazoa; Chordata; Actinopteri; Gobiiformes; Gobiidae. Gene Ontology annotation, biological process: virus maturation; receptor catabolic process; regulation of epidermal growth factor receptor signaling pathway. The record is from RefSeq and is a predicted model, not a curated record. Gene Ontology annotation, cellular component: ESCRT I complex; cytosol.